Molecule: messenger RNA, 1238 nt
Organism: Eucalyptus grandis
Lineage: Eukaryota; Viridiplantae; Streptophyta; Magnoliopsida; Myrtales; Myrtaceae
Product: triosephosphate isomerase, cytosolic
Exons: 9
Coding region: 163-927 (254 amino acids)
Biological process (GO): glycerol catabolic process; gluconeogenesis; glycolytic process
Cellular component (GO): cytosol
Molecular function (GO): triose-phosphate isomerase activity
Source: RefSeq, a predicted model, not a curated record
CAAUCAGUGUCCGGGGGCUCGGAAAAUUUCCCGUAUAUACUUUUCCACUCUGCAUCCGGCACCCGAGAAGAACCGAAAGAUCCAAGCUCGAAACUCUCUCCCUUUCGCUCUUCGUCUCUCCCGGCGUGUUGUUUGAGCUCACAUCGUCCGCGAAUCGGAGAUAUGGCAAGGAAGUUCUUCGUCGGCGGCAACUGGAAAUGCAAUGGAACAACGGAGGAGGUCAAGAAAAUUGUUGCCACGCUUAAUGACGCGCAAGUGCCACCACAAGACGUCGUGGAGGUUGUUGUGAGCCCUCCUUUCAUCUUUCUUCCACUGGUGAAAAGUACGUUGAGGCCUGACUUCCAAGUUGCUGCACAGAACUGCUGGGUGAAAAAGGGAGGUGCUUUCACGGGUGAGGUUAGUGCGGAAAUGCUUGUCAAUUUGAGCAUUCCUUGGGUCAUUCUUGGCCACUCUGAAAGAAGACAACUUUUGGGUGAAUCCAACGAGUUUGUGGGAGAAAAGACUGCAUAUGCACUGUCUCAAGGCUUGAAGGUUAUAGCUUGUGUGGGGGAGACCCUGGAGCAGCGAGAAGCCGGAGCUACUUUGGAAGUAGUUGCUGCCCAAACUAAAGCAAUAGCUGAGCGUGUUUCAAAUUGGGCUGAUGUUGUAAUUGCUUAUGAGCCUGUGUGGGCUAUUGGAACUGGAAAGGUUGCAACUCCAGCUCAGGCUCAGGAGGUUCAUUGUGAACUAAGGAAAUGGCUACAUGCAAACACUAGUCCUGAAGUUGCAGCAACAACCCGUAUUAUCUAUGGAGGUUCUGUUAAUGGUGGGAACUGCAAGGUGUUGGCAGGUCAGCCAGAUGUCGAUGGAUUUUUGGUUGGUGGUGCUUCACUCAAGCCGGAAUUCAUUGAUAUCAUCAAGUCUGCAGAGGUGAAGAAGAGUGCCUGAGCUCUGAAGUUUUCUUCUGGUGUGGCAGUGAAUUCCUCUUGACAUGUGAAAAGAGUCUUUUGAGGUCAUAAGCUUCCAUAGAUUUUGGUUAGUGCCAUGACGGAUAUCGUUACUUUAAGUAAUAAUCAUGACUCGACAUUUCUGUAAUGCCUCUGGAUGCUAAAUUUUGCUUGACCAACUUGAAUGCAUACUUAUAUGCACGGUGAACCUUCAUCGACUCGUGAUUUUUCUUAGUAUAGUUAAAUCACGAAUGGAAUGCCCUGAGACAACGGGGAUCUGGCAAUAAAAUUUCCCGCACUUCAUUGGUUUCA